Messenger RNA from Diversispora eburnea, 150 nucleotides. The record is from the annotation of a GenBank genome assembly. Lineage: Eukaryota; Fungi; Glomeromycota; Glomeromycetes; Diversisporales; Diversisporaceae.
AUGCAUAUUUCAAUGGUAUUGAAGAACUUUGACGAUCCGAGCAAGAGUAUUGGUGAUACCAAGAGAACAAAAACCAAAAGUCAAAUUGGUAUUUCACCUCUUACCACUACCACCAGAGAGAAUAAUAUCCACACCGAUCCUCCUGAAUAA